AUGACUCCAGUACCGGUAGAUUUGAGUAAAAUUGACUACAAGGCUCUCCUUCGACAUAAUGUUCCUGGGAACGGCCACUAUCUUGGUAUGCGGUAUCAGCGAGGAGGACAACGAGGUUCUGGACUUGGGGGAAUAAUAUCAGCCGUUUUCCCUGCAUUUCUGAAAUCUUUUGCUGGUCAACAGUUGGUAACAGCAGGAAAGUCUUUGGCUUCCGAGAUGGCAAAUGGUAAUGAUUUUAAAUCAAGUUUGAAAAAUGUUGCGAAUCAAACUUUGAAAAAUUUGGCGAACCGAGGUGGUGGUAAAAAGAGAGGUGUUGGCAAAAAGAAGAAGAAGCCUGUCAUCAGCCAGGGUGGACGCGGAAAAAGGAUAAAAGGAGAGAGUAUAGCUGUUCUGAAGCCUCAUUUGGUAUCCGACACGAACCGUGUUAACUUUCUCUGA
Molecule: messenger RNA, 438 nt
Organism: Caenorhabditis remanei
Lineage: Eukaryota; Metazoa; Nematoda; Chromadorea; Rhabditida; Rhabditidae
Exons: 1
Coding region: 1-438 (145 amino acids)
Source: RefSeq, a predicted model, not a curated record